Molecule: messenger RNA, 4278 nt
Organism: Symbiodinium sp. CCMP2592
Lineage: Eukaryota; Dinophyceae; Suessiales; Symbiodiniaceae
Source: the annotation of a GenBank genome assembly
AUGUCUGUCGUGGGUGAUCGCGUGCAAAUUCAUGGCAAAGGCGGCCCACAAGCAAGCAAGGAGGUGUUGCUUGGCACCGUCCGGUUCGUGGGCGAUCUCGAAGCUGCUUUUGCCCCUGGCGAAUGGCUCGGCGUGGAGCUGGACCAGAAGGUCGGCAAGCACAACGGCAGCGUGAAGGGCAGGACGUACUUCAAAUGUGACCCAGGGCAUGGGCUCUUUGUGCGCCCAGACUCCGUGAGCAAAGUCUCGGUGCCCAGAGCCCCAACUGCGCAGGAGCUGCAGGCGCAUCUUCAGUUGACCUCCGAAGUGGGCACGAUGCGUGGCGAGCCGGCGGAUUUGACGAGAUCUCUAGAGGCCCUGCAGGCGCGGCUUUUGGAGCAAAUUGAGAAGAAGGUUGAGCUCUUGGGCGAGCAGCUGGAAGCACGCAUGACGAAACUUGUGAACUCCACCGUUCAGAAAGUGGCUGCCGGCACCGCCAAGCGAGCUUCCCAUGCGCUGGAGGAGCAGGACAUCGGCUCCAAGGGUGCCACACAGGCUCCGAAGGCGGACCAUGCACCGAAGUUGUCCCUCCGUGAGAAGUUCGGCCUCGCGGACUCCAAGUACGACGAGAACAUCGUGCUCCUGGAUCGAGAAGACGGUGCAGCAGCCAAGUACGCGAAGGCGCUGGAGAUCUCCGGAGGGGAGGAAAAGCUGAGGAGCUUUCGGCAACUCAGCAAAGAGCUGCAGAGCAAGCACGGCUUGCACGAGGAGCAGAAGGAUGUCAUUUCCACCGGCGAGCGCGCCGCACGCAGCGUUAAGGUAAAUUUCCAGCCCUUCUUUCCAACGCUGGAUAAGCUCUUUGAGUUUGCGCACAAGCACAAGCACCACUUCUUCGACCUUGUCGACAGGGUCGCGACAGCCACUCAUGGUACCUGUGCAAAGCCUCCCCUGAAAGGCAAAGAACGCUGCGAAUCAAAGGCAAGGUUUAAGUACGUGGACAGUGCCGGCAACAUCGAAUGGCAUCGACUUACUGACAUCGUUCGAGACACGCUCAGCUACGAGAACUUGGAGGAUAUGUACGACGGACUGAAGCUGAUCGAUGAGGACGACAACGUUGAAAUCGUAGAGUUCAACGACCGGUAUCAAACUCCAUUGGAUGGUGGAUACCGCGACCUCCAGCUGACACUUCGAGUGCAAGGUAAGUUGGUCUGCGAGCUGCAACUUACAACAAAGUACAUGCUCUUUAUUAAGGAGUCGAGUGGGCACAGGGUCUUCGAGAUCAAACGACAGCUCAUUGCCGAUGUAGCUGCCAACAGCGAGCUGGAGUGUCGGAAGACACUCCACUGGGCUGGAAAGGAUGCUGAGGCUGUGCUUCAGGAGAAGAAGAAGCCUUUGCUCCACAAAGCAGCUUCGCAGGGCAACUCCGGCAUGGUGGAGCUCUUCCUUCAGCACGGGGCGGAUGUAAACCUCAUGGAGGAGACUACUCACCGCACGGCCCUGCACGAGGCGAUGGGCAAGGGCCACGCCUGUGCUGCGUGGGCCCUGAUCUCGGCGGGUGCGAAGCAAGACGUCAAGGAUGCAGACGGGCAGACGCCCCUCUUGCUCGGACUCUUGCGCCAGCGCGUGUACCCCGAGAGCGAGGCCGUGGCGAGGUGCGUCUCCAUGCUGUCGCAGAGGUUGGGCCUGGAGGAGUUGCGGCUUGCCAAGGAGGAGUUCAGCGAGGUGGUGCAACAACGGCUGAAGAACAGCUCGGAGCUCGUCAGUGCGGCCUACGACGAUAAUGUUCAGAAGGUAGUCGAGCACUUGCGCACCUGGGCGAACCCCAACAGUGCCUCGAACGACGGCAAGCACGCUCUCCACCGAGCGUUGGCUCAGGGCCACACUGCCGUGGCAAGGCAGCUCCUGACCUACAAGGCCGACAUCUGGUUGACGGAGAACGGUAGCACUGCCUUGGACAUCGCUCUGGAAGUGGCAACGGAGAAUCCCGGAUCUCUGGAGCUCUUGGUCGACCUGCACGAGCAGUACAAGGACUUCAAAAACGAUGCUGGCUUGACGUUCCUGAUGUUGGCGGUGAAGCAUGGUAAUGCGGACCACAUCAAGCAGCUCCUCGACAAAGGCAUAGAGAAGGAUGCCAGAUGCGCCGAUGGCAGCACGGCUUUGAUGCUCGCGGCCAGGGAGGGUAAGACGGCAUCUCUCAAAGAGCUCCUGGAUAGGAACGCCGAGAAGGACUGCCAAAACAACGAGGGUUAUACCCCACUGAUGCUCGCCAUGCAGGGUGGCCAUGAGGAGUGCUUCAAUCUGCUCCUGGACAGGAUGGCAAAGAGGGGCCUGAAAAGCAGUGCCGGUAAGACGGUGUUGGAACUGUCCGCCGACAAUGUGAAAUUCCGGGCACUUCUGGGCCGUCCAACAGCUCUCAUGGAGGCGGCAAAGGGCGGCCACAGCGCGCUCGUCAAAGAGCUCUUGGAGAAGGGAGCCGAGGAGGAUGUCAUGGACGGCUUCGGCAACACCGCCCUGAUGCAUGCGGCACGGAAUGGUCAAACAGACUGUUUGGCAGUCCUUUUGGUUGCCGAGGCAGACAAGGACACGAAGAACCAGAAUGGCUUCACUGCCUACAUGCAGGCAGCAGCGAACGGCCAUACCGAGUGCGCGAAGCGCUUGACGAGGGAGGGAGCCAACCAGGAAGAAGAGAAUGAGGAGGGUGACAAGGCGCUGCUCAGAGCAGCAGCAGGCGGCGAGCUCGAGUUGCUCCAAGAGCUGCUGGCCGCGGGCGCCAAGAAGGAUGCCCGCGACAGAUUCGGAAACACCGCCCUGAUGCUCGCUGCGCGACAUGGCCAGGCUGACUCGCUAGCCACACUGUUGGAUGCUGGCGCUGAGAAGGAGGCAAAGAAUGAGCACGGCUACGCGGCUGUCAUGCAGGCCGCCGGCAAUGGUCACAACAAGUGCGUGAAGCUCUUGCACAGCAAGGUUACGAUCAAUCGGGAGGGUGAUGGGCAUCUGCUCCAAGCUGCUGAGGAUGGCGAUGCAGAACUCCUCAUUGAGCUCCUGGCCGCAGGUGCGAACAAGGAGGCCAAGGACAAAGACGGCCGGACCCCCCUGAUGGUCGCUGCCGAGAAGUGCCAGACGGAGAUCGUCAACGAGCUGCUGGCACAGGGCGCAGAGAAGGAGGCCAAGGACAAAGACGGCCGGACCCCCCUCAUGGUCGCCGCCGAGCAGGGCCACAAAGAGAUCGUCAAUGAGCUGCUGGCACAGGGUGCGGAGAAGGAGGCCAAAGACAAGAACGGCUUGACCCCCCUUUGGCUCGCCGCCGACAAGGGUCACACAGAGAUCGUCAAAGAGCUUCUGGCACAGGGUGCGGAGAAGGAGGCCGAGGACAAGAACGGCUUGACCCCCAUGUUGCGCGCCGCCGACAACGGCCACACAGAGAUCGUCAAAGAGCUGCUGGCGAAAGGUGCAGAGAAGGAGGCCAAGGACAACGACGGCCGGACCCCCGUCAUUGCUGCUGUUGAGAAGGGCCACACAAAGAUUGUCGGCGAGCUGCUGGCGACGGGCGCGGAGAAGGAGGCCAAGGACAAGAACGGCUUGACCCCCCUUUGGCUCGCCGCCGACAAGGGUCACACAGAGAUCGUCAAAGAGCUUCUGGCACAGGGUGCGGAGAAGGAGGCCGAGGACAAGAACGGCGACACCCCACUCAACAAAGCCGCCGGCAGUGGCCACACAGACACCGUCAGAGAGCUGCUGGCGAAGGGCGCGGAGAAGGAGGCCAAGGACAAGAACGGCGAGACCCCACUCCACAAAGCCGCCGCCGGUGGCCGCGCAGAGAUCGUCAGAGAGCUGCUGGCGCAGGGCGCGGAGAAGGAGGCCAAGAACAAGAACGGCUAUACCCCGCUCCACAAAGCCGCCGCCUUUGGCCACACAGACACCGUCAGAGAGCUGCUGGCGAAGGGCGCGGAGAAGGAGGCCAAAAGCAACGAGGGCGAGACCCCCCUCCACGCAACCAGCCGCGCAGAGAUCGUCAGAGAGCUGCUGGCGCAUGGCGCGGACAAGGAUGCCCAGGACAACGAUGGCGAGACAGCCCUCAUCAAAGCGGCAAGGUUUUGCAGCGUUGCCGUCUGGAAAGAGCUCCUGGCGCAGGGCGCCAACAAGGACCUGGAGGACAAAUAUGGCCCCGGUCUCGCUCUACGAGUCGACACAUUAAGCAGCACAGCCCGAAGUUCAGAGGAGCUGCCCAGCAAAAGCCGAGGCCAUUCCGCUGGAUAUAUCGCGUGGGAUAAUGGCAACCUCCAAGAACUAUGUGCAUGA